AUGGGGACGUUCGUCGACCGCUUGCGACCCAAGUCGUUCACGCCCCGCUAUCCCAGAUGGAUGGUGGGGCGUCCACUCCUCAUCGGGUCUUCAGCACUCGCUUCUCUGGGGGAUGCCAUGUUCGGAUACAGUCAAGGUGUCAUCGCGGCGCUGCAGGUCCAACCACCGUUCAUUCGCAGGUUCUUUGGACGCAAUGUUACCAUGGAACAAAUAACUACCGGAGAUACGGGCGUCGACCCCUACGUGCAAGCUAUCACGGUGGCUUGUCUCAACAUCACCGCGUUUUUCGCCGCUUUGGGUGCGGCCUAUAUCUGCGACAUUCUUGGACGGCGGAUGUCGGUGAGAAUCGGGGGGCUCGUCUACCUGGUCGCCGCUAUAAUCCAAAUAGUGUCACCCGAUCUGGCCUGUUUGAUUGUUGGCCGCUCGCUCCAAGGCAUCGGCGUUGGCAUUUUGUCCAUGACAGUGCCUAUCCUCCAAUGCGAGAUCGCUCCCGGACACGCGCGCGGCCUCUUCAUCUCCAUCGAAUACAUUUGUCUGAACGCCGGAUACGCGCUUUCCUCGUGGAUCGGCUUCGCGUUCUUUUUCACGCUCCCCUCGGAGAUUUCAUGGAAGGGACCAUAUAUCAUUCAAGCAUUCCUCGCCCUCCUUCUCGUACUGUGGUCAUUCAUUCUGCCUGAGACGCCUCGCUUUUUGAUCAAGAAUGGCUUUCUCGACGAAGGUCUUCGUAUUCUGGCGGAUCUACAUGCCAAUGGAGACAUCGACGAUCCACACGUCCGUGCCACUCAUGCGGAGAUUCGAGCGACCAUCCAGCUUGAGGAAGCGCUUGGCCAGGCUUCUUGGAAACAAGUCUUCUUGCAAUACAAGCGCCGUACCGUCAUGGGUAUCACUUGCCAAUUAUUCGCCCAGUUCAACGGCAUCAACGCCAUUCUGUACUAUUUGCCAACCAAUCUUCUCAGAGCCGGGUUCUCGAUCGAGCAGUCUCUAUUGUAUGCUGCGGGGUCUUCUCUCGUCUACUGCGCUGGUACUGUGCCGGCGAUGUUUGGAAUCGACAAACUGGGCCGACGACCAUUCCUGCUCGUUGGCAGCGUCGGAUUAGCGGCGGCGCUCAGCAUUGUCGGCGGUCUUCAGUUCUACGUGGACUCUUUGCCUAGUGGAAAUGCACGCUUACCUGGUGCGGAUGGGAUAUAUGCAGGCGUUUGUCUCUACCUCUUCUUCUACGGUGCGACCUGGGGUCCGGGACCAUGGUUGCUGGGUGCGGAGAUCUUCCCCAUGCGCGCAAGAGCGAAGGGCAUGGCCCUGUCCACGACCGCAAACUGGAUCAGCAACUUCAUCAUAGCGUUCAUCACCCCACCCCUCUUCUCCGCUAUCGACGGCGGAUACUACUUCAUUCUUGUCGGCUUCUGCGUGAUCUCUGGCGUAUUCGUGUUCUUCGUCUAUCCGGAGACCGCCCACAAGACUUUGGAGGAGCUCGGCAGCGUCUUCGACGACCAAGUCUCGAAUGAAGAGGUGGAGAAGUGCGAACAGGCUACAUUACAUGUGCCUGAGACUGCGGUACGUGGCGACUCCGCGUCGGACCAGACGCUACGCCCGAGCGUUUGUAGUAGCGACUUCAAGAAAGAGACCUCCGCAGACCUAGCGAAUUGA
This is a messenger RNA of Dichomitus squalens LYAD-421 SS1, 1644 nucleotides long. Its product is annotated as general substrate transporter. The record is from RefSeq and is a predicted model, not a curated record. Gene Ontology annotation, molecular function: carbohydrate:proton symporter activity. The transcript is spliced from 4 exons. Lineage: Eukaryota; Fungi; Basidiomycota; Agaricomycetes; Polyporales; Polyporaceae. Gene Ontology annotation, cellular component: membrane. Bases 1 to 1644 code for a protein of 547 amino acids. Gene Ontology annotation, biological process: carbohydrate transport; transmembrane transport.